Molecule: messenger RNA, 1239 nt
Organism: Exophiala spinifera
Lineage: Eukaryota; Fungi; Ascomycota; Eurotiomycetes; Chaetothyriales; Herpotrichiellaceae
Exons: 3
Coding region: 1-1239 (412 amino acids)
Biological process (GO): phosphatidylethanolamine biosynthetic process
Cellular component (GO): cytoplasm
Molecular function (GO): ethanolamine-phosphate cytidylyltransferase activity
Source: RefSeq, a predicted model, not a curated record
AUGGACGUUCCCAAGCCUGGCGAGUGGCCAGUCGACCCUCAAGAAGAUCAAGAGCCUCGAAAAGACCGCAUCUGGGUAGACGGUUGCUUCGACUUUGCCCACCAUGGCCAUGCCGGUGCUUUGCGUCAGGCUCGACAGUUGGGUAAAGAACUUUAUGUUGGACUUCAUUCCGACGAAGAAAUCCUGGUGAACAAGGGCCCGACGGUUAUGACUUUGAAUGAGCGUGUUGCUGCUGUUGAUGCUUGCCGCUGGGCUACCAAGUCGAUUCCAUACGCACCGUACGUGACAUCCUUGCCAUGGAUCUCCCACUAUGGGUGUUGGUACGUAGUCCACGGAGACGACAUCACUUCAGAUGCUGGUGGCGAAGACUGCUACCGCUUCGUCAAGGCUGCAGGGCGCUUCCUGGUGGUCAAGAGGACUGCGGGAAUAUCUACAACUGAUCUUGUUGGAAGAAUGCUACUUUGCACCAAGACGCAUUUCAUCAGGUCACUGAUGGAUGAGCUCAAGAGCAACGAUGAUGGAGCUGAGAAGCUUCAGAAAAUCAAAGAAUAUGCCACCGACGAGACUGCCCUCAAUCCGGGGUGUGAAGUUUGGAAUUGGGCUCAGGCUAGUCACGACAAGUCUUUACACGAGACGAUUGAUGCUGGGACCUUUUCGAACAUCGUCUCUGGAAACGGCCCAAAGCCUGGUCAACGUAUCGUCUAUGUCGAUGGCGGCUUUGACCUAUUUUCGUCCGGCCACAUCGAGUUCCUCAAGCGUGUCAAUGAAGCAGAGAAGGGUGAAGCAUAUGUCGUGGCAGGCGUGCACAAUGACGACGUUAUCAACCAUUGGAAGGGGUUCAACUACCCGAUCAUGAACAUCUUCGAGCGUGGCCUUUGUGUGCUGCAAUGCAAAUACAUCCAUGCAGUUGUCUUUGGCGCUCCAUUCGUUCCUUCAAUACCGUAUCUGGAGAGCAUACCCUUUGGAAAGGUUGACGCCGUCUACCACGGCCCCACGUCGUAUCUGACUUCGAGUUUCGAUCCUUACACAGACGCAAAGAAAAUGGGCAUCCUUCGACAAAUUGAAGCUCAUCCAUACGCUCAUGUCAACGCAGAGGAGAUUGUCGGCCGCAUUCUCAAGGGCAGAGAAGCCUUCGAGGAGCGACAACGACGAAAGGGUCAAAAGGCAAUUGGAGAGGAAGCCGCAAGAGAAAAAGAACUUCUAGAACAACGGCAAUCAGAAGCAGGCGUAAAUCAAUAG